CGCGGCUCGAAGGGUCGACAGACCCCCAUGGAAGAGAUGGAAGAGGAGCUCAAGUGUCCGGUAUGCGGCUCCUUCUACCGGGAACCUCUAAUCCUACCCUGUUCACAUAACUUGUGCCAGGCAUGUGCCCGGAACAUCCUGGUGCAGACGCCAGAGACGGAGUCGCCUCAGAGCCGACGUGCCUCGGGGUCAGCUGGCUCCUCAUCCGACUAUGACUACCUGGACCUGGACAAGAUGAGCCUGUACAGUGAGGCAGACAGCGGCUAUGGCUCGUAUGGGGGCUUUGCCAGUGCACCCACUACACCAUGUCAGAAGUCACCCAAUGGUGUGCGUGUCUUCCCUCCAACUGUCCCGCCAGCUGCACAUCUCCCACCGGCUUCAGCCACUGCCUCACUGGCACCAGUGCCACGCAAUUCCUGCCUCACCUGCCCGCAGUGCCAUCGCAGCCUGAUUCUGGAUGAGCGGGGCCUUCGUGGUUUCCCCAAGAAUCGUGUCUUGGAAGGUGUCAUUGACCGUUACCAGCAAAGCAAAGCAGCUGCUCUGCGCUGUCAACUGUGUGAAAAGAUACCCAAGGAGGCCACAGUCAUGUGUGAACAGUGCGACGUCUUCUAUUGUGACCCAUGCCGGCUGCGCUGCCAUCCACCACGGGGGCCCCUGGCUAAGCACCGUUUGGUGCCUCCAGCUCAGGGCCGGGUCAGCCGGAGGCUCAGUCCACGCAAGAUCUCCACUUGCACUGACCAUGAGCUAGAGAAUCACAGCAUGUACUGCGUGCAGUGCAAGAUGCCUGUCUGUUACCAGUGUCUGGAGGAAGGCAAGCAUUCCAGUCAUGAGGUGAAGGCGCUGGGCGCCAUGUGGAAACUACAUAAG
This is a messenger RNA of Thamnophis sirtalis, 867 nucleotides long. NCBI's taxonomy places the organism in Eukaryota, Metazoa, Chordata, Lepidosauria, Squamata, Natricidae. The record is from RefSeq and is a predicted model, not a curated record.